Molecule: messenger RNA, 553 nt
Organism: Peromyscus maniculatus bairdii (prairie deer mouse)
Lineage: Eukaryota; Metazoa; Chordata; Mammalia; Rodentia; Cricetidae
Product: protein S100-A9-like
Biological process (GO): leukocyte migration involved in inflammatory response; endothelial cell migration; neutrophil chemotaxis
Cellular component (GO): extracellular exosome; cytoplasm; nucleus
Molecular function (GO): calcium-dependent protein binding; calcium ion binding
Source: RefSeq, a predicted model, not a curated record
GUGUCUAGCAAGGGGCUGCCUAUAAAUGCUGGGCUUGCUCUGCUCUUGCCAAACACGCCGUAGCUCUUUAGCUUUGAGAGGAGCAGGAAGAUGGCCACCAAAACACCAUCUGUGAUGGAACGCAACAUAAACACCGUCAUCGACGUCUUCCACCAGCACUCUAGGAAGGGAGGAAACCCAGAUACCCUGAGCCAGCAGGAAUUCAAAAAGUUGGUGGAAACCGAUCUGGCAACCUUUCUGAAGGAGGAGAAAAAGGAUGAAAGAGUCAUAAAUGACAUCAUGGAGGACCUGGACACAAACCAGGACAAGCAGCUGUCCUUUGAGGAGUUUACGAUGCUGAUAGCAAAGUUGAUCUUUGCCACCCAUGAGAAGUUGCAUGAGGGACACCAGCGUGGGGAUGAACACAGCCACGGUUCAGGCUUUGGAAUGUAAUUAGGAGACCAGCCACCUUGCACCUGCCCAACCAAGGCAAAAGGGAAUGUCUUAUCAAUGACCUUGGUUAUGGGGCUGGGAAACGAUAAAAAAAAAAUAAAGUCUUUAUCCAUUCCAGUGA